AAUAUCAGGAAAGAUAGGAAAUGCCGUAUGAAAAUAGCCGGCCAAAAGUUCUUUGUAAACUGCAGCCAGGGAGACUCAGACUAGAAUGGAGGUAGAAAGGGUUGGUACAGAGUGGGUUUAAUUCUGAGCCCUUUCUGGCCGAAUUUUUGUUGUUGUUUUGUUGUUAACUUACUGAAUAGAGACAUGUAGUACAUUGGUCAAGUGAAGACCACGGCAGCACCAGCGUCAAAAUAGUGCCAGACAGUUCUGAAUGCUAUAGUGUAUAUGUACUCUAUUUUUAUUAAAGAAGAUAAAGAGCCCAGCAUAGAUUUUUAUCCUCAUCUUCACCCAACUGCAAAAUCAAAGUUAAGCAACAGCAUCUAAGAGCACUUUUCAGGUGGGAAAGAAUCUAGAGGAUGGCUCUAAGUGAUUGUCUGCUUUUGAACUUGGAAGUGGACCACUUCUUGCACUGCAACAUCUCCAGUCACAGUGCAGAUGUCCCCAUGAACGACGACUGGUUCCACCCGGGGAUCCUGUAUGUCAUCCCUGCAAUCUAUGGGGUCAUCAUUCUGAUAGGCCUCAUCGGCAACAUCACGCUGAUCAAGAUCUUCUGUACUGUGAAGGCCAUGCGAAAUGUGCCGAACCUGUUCAUCUCCAGUCUGGCGUUGGGAGAUCUGCUCCUCUUGGUAACAUGUGCUCCCGUGGAUGCCAGCAGGUACCUGGCCGACAGAUGGCUGUUUGGCAGGAUUGGCUGCAAGCUGAUCCCCUUUAUACAGCUCACCUCGGUGGGGGUGUCUGUCUUCACACUCACGGCUCUCUCAGCGGACAGGUACAAAGCCAUCGUCCGGCCGAUGGAUAUCCAGGCCUCUCAUGCUCUGAUGAAGAUCUGCCUCAAAGCUGCAUUGAUCUGGGUUAUCUCCAUGCUUCUGGCAAUCCCGGAGGCUGUGUUUUCUGAUCUACAUCCCUUUCAUGAGGAAAGCACCAACCAGACCUUCAUUAGCUGUGCUCCGUACCCACAUUCUAAUGAGCUGCACCCCAAAAUUCACUCCAUGGCUUCCUUCCUGGUCUUCUACAUCAUCCCACUGUCGAUUAUCUCUGUCUACUACUACUUCAUUGCUAAAAAUCUGAUCCAGAGCGCUUACAAUCUGCCUGUGGAAGGGAAUAUACAUGUCAAGAAGCAGAUCGAAUCCCGGAAGCGCCUCGCCAAGACAGUGCUGGUGUUUGUGGGCCUCUUUGCCUUCUGCUGGCUCCCCAACCACAUCAUCUACCUGUACCGCUCCUACCACUACUCAGAGGUGGACACCUCCAUGCUCCACUUCAUCACCAGCAUCUGUGCCCGCCUCCUGGCCUUCACCAACUCCUGUGUGAACCCUUUUGCCCUCUACCUGCUGAGCAAGAGUUUCAGGAAACAAUUCAACACCCAGCUCCUCUGUUGCCGCCCUGGCCUGUUGACCCGCUCUCACAGCACCGGCAGAAGUACCACCUGCAUGACCUCCUUCAAGAGUACCAACCCCUCUGUGGCCACCUUCAGCCUCAUCAACGGAAACAUCUGUCAUGAAGGGUAUGUUUAGGCUGAUCCUUGACCCUGUCCUCCUAGGGGCCCCUAGUUGUGCUUUAUGGCUAGGAAAGAACCCUCACACCUGUUGUUGUCUCUGUACCCUCCAAAGACCCUUUGGAAGGCUCAUGACUGGUAUAGGCAGGUUGCAGAGAGGCCCAGAUGGAUUGCUUUUACGUUUGAAAGGCCCGUCAAGAUUUGUAUUUUCCAUUUCAACUUGUGAAUGCUUCUUCUGAUGUAGAGCAAACUUUCCGUAUUUUAGAAAAGGGAACAAAUAAGAAAGUAUUAUUUUAAGCAUCAAGCCCUGAUACACAGUUAUGGCCAAUUAAGUCACAGAAACUACAUGAACAAAUAGAUUUAUACAGCAGAAAAAUUACACGUUAAAUGUCCACUUUGUGAAAGACUUCACCUUGUCAUUUCUUUAAGCAGAAACUAGUGCUUUAAAAAUAUGGUUUGAGUGAUUUUUCAGGAACGUUUAUGAUCACAAACCAAGGAACUGUUUUUUUACACUUGUAACCUGAAAGUCAACCCUAUGAAAAAUUCCCAUGUAUGAUGGACCAUCCCCAAAUUGAUAACACUGGAAGUCAGUUUAGGACAAAUCCCUGAGUGUUGAUUAUUUUUAAAAGAUGUUACUGGGGACACAGGAGAAACACUCGACACAUCAUUUUAAGGCAAAAACACAGCCAGACACAUAGACACGUAUACAAAGAUCCACGUGAGGCUGUGAAUUGGUAUCUCGUGCUCUGAAUUCUAACUCAAUGGAGAUUCUUUUUGCUGUUACCCCAUUUCAAUCAUCCAUGGUACACUCCUACCAUAGAAGAGAAAUCCUUUUGGGGGAAAACUGAUCUUGCUCGCAAUUCGUCAUUUAUAAGUGCAUAACGUAUAGUAUUUAUUUUUGGUAUACAGGUUUUCAGCCAAACAUAUUUACUUAGAUUUGGCUCUUUGCUCCAGUGAAGCAGUUAGUUCAUAUGAAAGAAAAAAAAAAAAAAAAGAUCACACCUGAGUGGAAAGAGAAACAUGUUU
This is a messenger RNA of Panthera uncia (snow leopard), 2557 nucleotides long. RefSeq names its product gastrin releasing peptide receptor (gene GRPR). Gene Ontology annotation, molecular function: G protein-coupled peptide receptor activity. Bases 396 to 1550 code for a protein of 384 amino acids. Lineage: Eukaryota; Metazoa; Chordata; Mammalia; Carnivora; Felidae. Gene Ontology annotation, cellular component: membrane. The record is from RefSeq and is a predicted model, not a curated record. The transcript has 3 exons. Gene Ontology annotation, biological process: G protein-coupled receptor signaling pathway.